Messenger RNA from Truncatella angustata, 1050 nucleotides. Its product is annotated as isoprenoid synthase domain-containing protein. The record is from RefSeq and is a predicted model, not a curated record. The transcript is spliced from 7 exons. The coding region runs from base 1 to 1050 and encodes 349 amino acids. NCBI's taxonomy places the organism in Eukaryota, Fungi, Ascomycota, Sordariomycetes, Amphisphaeriales, Sporocadaceae.
AUGCCUCGCGGAACCGAAACCCAGAUCCUAGCCAAAAAGCUCAAGGGUAAAAAAUUGGUUAUCCCAGAUUUAAAGCCGAUUUUUUCGCAUUGGCCAAGUCAGCAAAGUGAACAUUAUGCGAAAACAAAGGAUGCAGUACAGAGGAAACUUUCAAUUAUACUCCCCAGCGAGAAGCACCAGAAAGCUGUCAACGAUGCAGACCCAGCAUUACUUGCCGCCAGGUGGUGGCCUACAUCAACAUGGGACCGUUUUCAAGUAAUGACAGACCUGACCAUCUGGUUUGGCAUAUGGGACGAUUAUGUCGAGAACCUCGAGAAUCUCCAAGACGCCGAAGAGUUCAGGCUCGCCACAAAAGAGUAUGUUGCGCAGAGCUUUGGCUUGGCAAAUCGAGAAGGCACUCCUGUACCCAUACACCGUUUGAUACGUAACUUUGAGAGCAUCGCUCAGAGGAUACGUGAGGCCUACGACCAUGAGCAAAGGGAAGAGCUACUGCGACACUUUGAUCAGUACAUUGAUGCUACGAGGAUAGAGACUGAGUUCGAGAAAAGUGAAUUCGUCCCCAGCUUGCAAAGGUAUUGGGAAGUGAGGACAUUGACAAGUGGCAUGGGCACCUUGCUAGGAAUGUCCGAAUUUGCUCUUGAUGUUAAGCUGCCAAUGAGCAUUAUCACCACCACAGCCUACGAGACGCUUUGGGUGUCGACAAUUGUAAUCAACUCAGUAAUUAACGACCUUAUCUCUUUGAAGAAGGAAAUGCGCGCUGGUAGCGUCCUUAGCUCUGUUGCUCUCUUGUUUCACGAGUUUGAGGACUUAGACUUAGCUGUACAGCUUUCAGUGGACUACAUUCAACAACUGGUCGAAUUAUACGACAAUACAGCCGAAGUACUACUCCAAGGUAUCUCAUAUGACGCUCAGGCACAUGAAGCUGUGUCUAAGGUGGUCGAUCUUUUCCGGAUGGUAAACACUGGCAACCUUGAAUGGAGUCUCGUCGCAAAGAGAUACGGUGUCGCCGAUUUCAUCAAAGAAGACGGAAGCAUCGAGUUGUACCUGUGA